UCUCGUUUACAUAUGUGCUCCGUUCAGUGGUUUACGAACUUGUGUGAAAUUGCGUUUAUAUACAUAUGUAUAUAUCUUAUUAUAUAUAUGAUACAUGUAUAUGUAGGCAUGAUGGAACUUCAGAAAUGGAAUCUUGGUGUUUAUUAAUAAUUUCCCUCGACGUUGUGUGAAAUACGAAUCCAGAACGAUUCACAAUUAGCCGGUAGAAUUAGGAACUAUUAACGAGCUUUCUGUAAAUUUGUUUCUGAUCCGAGACGAUAGAUUUCUAUGGUUUAACUUUGGAAAUUAAUAAGAGCGACUUUUCGGAAGAUGUACAAGAAACGAGAACAGAUAUACUUUUGAAGUUUCUCAAUUAAUUGUUCGCGAGAAAACACAAGAUAAAAAUUAUCGUACAUUUAAGCUGUUAAAAUGGCUGCAUCCUUGUCAGCUUAUUGGGUGAAGUUUUUCAAAGGGGCUGGAUUUCCGCAAGAUGUGGCCACUAAACAUGCAGUUGUAUUCUCCAACAAUCGUAUUAAACCAGAUAUGUUACCAGAUUUAGAUAAACCUAGUCUAAAAGAAAUGGGUAUUACAUUAAUGGGUGAUAUGAUUGCUAUUUUGAGAUAUGCCAAGAAAGUUGUGGAAGAAACAACGUGCGAGAGAUUUUUAGUUGAUACAGAAGAUGUAGCUUCAGCUCCAAAAGUUAAUCCAAAACCUGUUGCAAAGAAAGUAAUCAAAGAAAUUGGAAAUAAGACGAUGGUUUCAUUAGCUUCAAAAACAGAUUCUACAAAGAAGAUAGUUAAACCUUUGCCUACAACAGCGAAAAAGAUUAUGACCAUAAAGAAACCAAUAUCUGUAUCGAAUACUAACAAUACUACUAAUCAAAAGCAAACCUCUAUGAAAAGAAAAUUAGUGUCAGAAGAAGUAUAUGAAGACGAUGAUGAUAACUGGAAUAUCGUGGAAAAGAAGGUGAAAGCGACAAACGGCAAGGACAACACUAUCGAAUAUACCGUCACUGUUCCAAAAUCAUCAAGCGUAAGAACUCAAGUUCUUAAAAAGCCUGUUGAACAAAAGCGAACAGUAUUUGACAGAUUAGGUGACAGUUCUGUUACGAGCACCACCAAUUUAGCUGAUACAACACCUACUUUCAACAUUACUGGUGUCAGCAAAGAUGUAUUCAAAAGAUCGAAUAGUGUGUUCAAGCGUCUUGGUGACAUAGAUGAUAAGAGGGAUCAUGUAACUACUGCAGGAAUACUUAAGAAUGGGUCAGGAAUCACUAGUUCAUCGGGUAUAUUGAAGAAUCCAAUAUCACCUAGUAUACGUACGUCGAUUGUAACAACGAAAAGAGUUAUACCUAAAACUACUGGUACUAUGCAUGCUGAUCACGAAGUCAAUAAGAAGAUUGUUUUGAACAAUACAAGCCGUAUACUUAAAGUGAAAAAAGAAUCUGAUGUCAGACCAAGCAGCGAAAGAAUCAUCAAACCUGCAGUUACAUCUGGCAAAUUAGCUUCGGAACGACUUAUCUCUAUACCAGCUAAGGCACGCCUUGGCACAACCACUGCCAAACAAGUGACUUUUAGUAAAGUGGCAACAGUGACGCACGUCAAGAGAGCGGAUGUUUUCAGUCGCCUAGGCCUUUAAGCUGGGUAUCUUUUGUAUCUUCUCUCCAUUAUUAAUCGCGAGUGAAUAGCGAUUUGCGAUCGAACCAUUGUUUGUAUAAAAUUUCCCCCAGCUGCCAGCUGCAUCGACAUUGGUUAGUGUUAACCAAAUGAUUAAUUUCAUUUCAUUUUUAUUAUGAUAUGAUAUGAUAAGACAUAUCGCUAAUCAGAGUCGCUUGCAAGGCUACAGCGAGAGUGUUGUUGCAAAUAACGCAUAUGGUGUAAAUAUAAUAAAAGAGACAUUGACGUUUUAUAUUUACGACUUAGCGACGUCCAUGAAUUGCUCGGACAUAAUGACGUUAGUCUGACAGAGUGUGAUCUAUAUCAUUUUUCAAUAAAAAUAAUGCAAUUGUUCCUUUUUAUUAUCUUUAACAGUUUUUAAAGGAUUAUUUAAUUUUGCAUAAAAAUUGAGAAAAUGCAAUUGUGUUGUACAAGAUACAACACAACGUAUCAACACAAUUGUAUCUCAUGAAAUUGUGUAUAUUAGCUUUUUCGAUUUUACGAAACAGCAAUUUUUUAUGCAAAACUGUCUUUUUAUACUUCUUCACGAAAUAAUUACAUGAUACGAAUGUAUGAACGAGCAAUUAUAGAGUUUAUGUAUUUAGAUAUUAUAUUUGUUCUCUUAUCUGCA
Formica exsecta is the source of this 2265-nucleotide messenger RNA. RefSeq lists its product as uncharacterized. The record is from RefSeq and is a predicted model, not a curated record. The transcript has 3 exons. The coding region runs from base 409 to 1617 and encodes 402 amino acids. Gene Ontology annotation, cellular component: nucleus. Lineage: Eukaryota; Metazoa; Arthropoda; Insecta; Hymenoptera; Formicidae.